AUGAGCGUGGUGGGGCUCGACGUGGGCAACGACACCCUGGUGGCGGCGGCGGCGCGGCAGCGUGGGAUCGACGUGCUGCUCAACGCCGAGUCCAAGCGCGAGUCGCCGGCCGCCGUCGCCUUCUCCCACAGCGCGCGCCUGCUGGGCGCGCACGCGUCCGGCGCCGCAUCCUCCCACGCCCCCUUCUCCAGCCCCAAGCGCCUCCUCCUCCUCGCCUCCCGCCCCGCCCCCCGCGACCUCCCGCGCCUCCCCUUCCCCGUCGACGUCGCCCGCUCCGGCGCCGGCGGGGGCGCCCGCGUCCACGUCGACCACCUCGGCCGCCGCAUCGCGCUCUCCCCGACCCACAUCCUCGCCAUGUUGCUCGCCUACCUGCGCCAGCUCGCCGAGGACGACCUCGGGGCCCCCGUCGCCGACUGCGUGAUCUCCGUCCCCUGCUACCUCACGCAGGCGCAGCGCCGCGCCUACGUCGACGCCGCGGCCGUCGCGGGGCUCCGCCCGCUCCGCCUCAUGCACGACCUCGCCGCCACCGCCCUCGGCUACGGCCUCUACCGCUCCGACCUCGGCGUCGCCGGGGGCCCCACCUUCGUCGCCUUCGUCGACGUCGGCCACUCCGACACCCAGGCCGGGGUCGUCGCCUUCGACGCGUCCGGGAUGAAGGUGCUGUCGCACGGCUUCGAUGCGGACCUGGGCGGCCGGGACUUUGACGAGGUGCUGUUCGAGCAUUUCGCUGAGGAGUUCAGGGACAGGUAUAAGAUCGAUGUCGUGGGUAAUGUGAAGGCGAGCAUGAGGCUGAGGGCCGCCUGUGAGAAGGCGAAGAAGGUGUUGAGCGCGAACGCCGAGGCCGUGGUCAACAUAGAGUGCCUCAUGGAGGAGAAGGACGUGAGGGGGAUGAUCCGGAGGGAAGACUUUGAGAAGCUCUGUGCUGAGUUGCUGGAGAGAGUUGUUGAGCCGUGCAGGCGGGCGAUGGCAGAUUCAGGUAUUGGAUUGGAUAAGCUGCAGUCUGUGGAGCUCGUUGGGUCAGGGUCUCGGGUACCUGCUAUUGCUAGAGUUCUGGCCGGAUUCUUUAGAAGGGAGCCUAGUCGCACAAUCAAUGUCAGUGAGUGCGUGGCUCGUGGUUGCGCGUUGCAGUGUGCAAUGCUUAGUCCCACAUUCCGUGUUCGGGAGUAUGAGGUGCAAGAUGUAAUCCCUGCCUCAAUAGGAUUUUGCACAAAUGAAGGCCCAAUAUCAGCAUUGACAAGCAACACAUUGUUCCGGAGAGGCCAGCCCCUUCCUAGUGUUAAGAUAAUUACUUUGCAUAGGACCAGUGGUUUUACUUUGGAUGCUUUUUACGUGGAUGAGAAUGAACUGCCCCCUGGCACCUCAACACAAAUCGGUAGUUUUGAGAUUGGACCUUUCCAAGCACAUAGUGAAAAAUCUAAAGUGAAAGUAAAAAUCCGGUUAAAUCUCCAUGGACUUAUUUCAGUGGAAUCAGCUGUUUUGAUUGACGAUGAUCAAAGGGAUGCAAAUUCUGCUGACUCUAUGGAACUCGAUUCCAAUGAUAACAUGGAUCACAAGUCGAGAAAUGAACCGCCAAUGCACCGGCAGGACUUGCAAAUUGUUGAGUCUAUUUAUGGCGUAAUGAGCAAGCAGGAAUUGCUGGAAGCUCAAGAGCAAGAACAACAACUGGCCUAUCAGGAUAAACUUGUCGAGCGAACGAAAGAGAGGAAGAACGCAUUGGAAUCCUACGUGUACGACACCCGUAAUAAGCUUUCUGAGAGGUAUCGGAGCUUUGCUACUGAUUCUGAAAGGGAAGAAAUCUCAGUUAAUCUACAGCAGACAGAAGAUUGGCUUUAUGAAGAAGGUGAUGAUGAGACUGAAGCAGUUUACACUAGUAAACUCGAGGAGCUAAAAAAGCUUGUAGAUCCCAUUGAAUAUCGUUGUAAAGAUGAGGAAGCCAGAGCUGAAGCUACAAGGGAGCUUCUGAAGUGCAUUGUUGACCAUAGAAUGGCUGCCAAGUCAUUAUCUGCGCCUGAACGAGAUGCUAUUGACAAUGAGUGCACUAAAGUUGAGCUGUGGCUGAGGGAGAGCUCGCAACUACAGGAGUCCUUGCCCAAGAAUGUUGACCCUGUAGUUUGGUCUCAUGAAAUCAAGAAAAAGGAAGAGGAGCUGGACAUGUCAUGUAGCAAAAUAGUAACUAGCAGGGCACGGGGGCAUGACAACGAUGAUGGAUGCUAG
This is a messenger RNA of Triticum turgidum subsp. durum (durum wheat), 2214 nucleotides long. The record is from the annotation of a GenBank genome assembly. NCBI's taxonomy places the organism in Eukaryota, Viridiplantae, Streptophyta, Magnoliopsida, Poales, Poaceae.